AUGUCCAGUUUUUGGUGUUAAAAUUAUUUAGGGGACAAAUGAUUUAGUUUUUUAAACAAUGAAAGAUAAGGUUUCAUUUGUCUUAUCAAUUUGUUUUUCUCCAUCCUGAAAAGAUGCCCCAUAUAAUGAUCCAGCAAACUUGCAAUGAAAUGCUAUCUUGUCUCAUGUAAUGACCUCAGCUCAUUGUAUAUAAUGGCAUUCUAGAGGAAUAAAUUUUUCUCUUUUGACAAAUUGCAGAAUGAAUCACUUGUCUUCUUGACAGCUGAUUUGACAUAACGAGACCAGUCUGUGUUACUUGGAAAUAAAUUUAUACAACUGUUCAAACAGUAAGCUAAGCCAACCGGAAAUUCAUCAAAAAUGGAUGUAGUGGGUAAUGUGGCAGAGGUCGUACAACAAAAAUAAAUGAGCUAAUAUGAGAUGAAGGGUGAAGUAUCUGGCAGUGCAGCUAACAAGUUAACACGAUUCUAUUGUAUGUGCUCCAGUUAAACUACCUGACAAGCACAGGUUAGGUGUAGGAUUUGAGGGCCUGGGUGGAAAGAGACAUAAACCAAUAUACGGUGGAUUAAAUCAUAAAUUCAGCAUCAGCAGGCCAGCGGGAAAGCAGUAACUUAUUCAUCCAGAAGUUUGGUUGCAAAGCUAAUGAGCCACUAAACCACAGUAAUGGUCUUUUAAAAUAAAUGAAAGGACUCGCGUGAGUGGUACCUAUUUCAAUCAGAUCACUGGCAGGAAAAGGCAUCCAGCAUUUGUUGGUUAAAAAGUCACUUGCUGAUAAUGACUUUAUGAUACCUUUGGGUGCUUCAAUUAAAUGCAUUUUGUGUGGGAUAAUGGCAUGCACAAUGUUAGGCAAGGUUGUACUGUAUGCUGAAUCUCAGUUUCAGCUGUCUGCAAAUGCCCUUUAACACUGAAAAGCAUUACAAGGCUCGAUUCAUCAGGGACUAGGCGAACAGUAUGGAGAUUGAGAAAGCUGAACUUGGAAAGCAUACGGAAAACUUUGAGCUCCAGAAUUUGUCUGAAGCCAAAGUGACCAAUGUGAAACUUGAUGGGACAGAUAUGCUGGCUGUGGAUGACAAUUUCUGCACGGCUGAAACAGGAGAUCAUAUUUCAUGUCAGACUUCGACAGAAGUGAAAGAAGCACCGGUGACAUCUGUCUCAAAGAUGGAUACUUUUUGCCACCAAAUUGUAGAUGAUGUAAAACUUGGUGUGAUACAAACUGACAAUUCUCAGCCACCAAUUAAAACGGGGGAUAACUCUGAUGUAGUGCUGGGAAAUGUAUUGGACACUGUUCAUCCUACAGAGGAACUGGAAGAGGUAGAUCUGAACGAACCUGACAGUUUUCCUCUUAGAAGAGUAGACUGCGGUGUUGUAGCCAUAGACAAGGAACAGGCAGAAGGUGGUGAGGACUUUGAGUUGAGGAGGAGUCAUUCUGAGAGCACUUUGGUUGGAUCCGAAGGCACCAGGACCCCGGUUCUGGAAGAGAGCUGUAUAUUUGGGGAAGAAGAAGACAAUUUUGUCCUGACAGCUUUGUUUUGUGCCACUGAAGAUGGGAAUUUUGCUGGAAUAAAAAGGUUGCUUUCUAUGACUUCACUAGACAUCAACAUAUCAAAUAGGCAUGGGGAGACAGCGUUACACAGGGCUGCCAGCGGAGGACAUGUGGAGGUAGUGAAACUGUUACAGAGCAAUGGAAUGAACCUCAAUGUCACAGACCAGCAUGGGGACAAUGCUGUGUACUGGGCUGCUAGGCAAGGGCACGUGGAAGUGGUCAAAUAUCUCAAAGAACAAGGGGUCUCUGUGGAUCAACAAAAUAAGUCUGGCGAGUCGGCCUUGCAUGUAGCUGCGCGCUAUGGCCACAGCCAUGUGGUCCAAUACCUGUGUGAGGCAGGAGCCAAUGUGGAUCUUCAAGAUGAGCUUGGUGAGACUGCUCUCCAUAGCGCAGCAUGGCAUGGUUUUUCCAUUAUCUGUACAUACUUGUGCAAUGCAGGAUGCCAACUAGACGUGCAAAAUAAGGAUGGCGAGGUGCCCAUCCAUAAUGCAGCUGGGCGUGGUUACCUGGAGUGUGUGAAGGUACUGCUGAAUACUGGGGCCAGGCUGGACCUGUAUGAUAAACGUGGUAGCAGUGCCCUCCACUGGGCCUGCAGGCGCCACCACACUGCCAUAGCCAUGCAGCUGGUCCAGGCUGGGUGCCCUCUAGAUGUGGUAGAUGAGACUGGAGAAAGUGCUAUCCAUGCAGCAGCACAUGAAGGACUGUUCUCUGUGGUGCAGGCAAUGUGUGCUUAUGGUUGUGAUGUCAAUAUUAUUAGCAAGAAUUCUCUCACUGCUCUCCACUCUGCAGCUAAGGGUGGCUACCUGGAGAUAGUCCGCUGUCUGUUACUGGCUGGAGCUGACCCUGAUGUGCCCAACAAGGAUGGCGUGAUUGCAGAGAUCCUUGCCUUGGCCCAGGGGCACUCUGAAAUAGCUGAUCUUCUCAUACGGAUGAAACCAGUAUUCUUGGAGCACAUGAUCCCCUGGGACUACAGUGAUACCAGCCAGUUUUAUUUUGAAAAAUUCCGUCUGGACCGACGGGUGAACUUCAUCAACCAGCUAGUGCCAACACGUCACCCAUUGAAGAGAAUCAAACUGAAAGUUUUUGGUAGCAGUGGUGUGGGCAAGACCACCCUGAUUAGUUCCUUGAAAUGUGGCUACAUCACUGGGUUCUUCCGGCGCAGGAUCACCAGCACUAGUGCCAUGUUGGCCAAGUCACACUGGCACCAAAACCAUCACAGAAGUCAUGUGAAUGGGUUGCAGCGUCACAGAAGUCUUCCUAGUCAGUUGUCCUAUGAAGUCCGACAUGACCACUAUACAAAAGGCAUAGAUGUUCAGCUUGCCAAUAUCUCUGUUGCUGGAGACCUGAGUAUCUGGGAGUUCUCUGGCUAUGAGCCUUACUACAUGCUUUAUGACAACUUCAUAGGCGACAUCAACUGUGUCCACACUGUAUUAUUCAGCCUGGCUGACCCCCCUGACAUCAGGCGAGCUCAGGUGGCCUACUGGUUAAACUUCAUCAGGGCUAGAAUACAGCCAUUAGAACCAAUAGGUCAUUGUGGCAAGCAGGCAAACUUGGCCAAGAUAGUCCUGAUAGCCACGCAUGCAGAUAGAGCCAUGUGCUUCAAGAAUUCUCGCGGGGAGUUUGUCAAUGCUGAGGCUCUGUCCCUGUUAAAUGAAAUGCGGCAAAGGUUUUGGCUGGACUUUGACAUCUCAGAGUCCAUGUUUGUCCUGGAUGCCAACUCUGCCAUGUCCAAUGAUAUGAAGGCAUUUAGACACUAUCUUGCAGAUCUAAAAAUGUCCACAAUCCAGCAUCUUCCAACCACCUUAGGUUUUACUGACGCAAUGGUGGCUCAGCUACCAUCAUGGAGAAGGUCUUCCUCAUCUUUUCCUGUGUUGUCAUGGCAACAGUUUGUUGAGUAUGCUAGGGCCAAGGUGAACCCUCUGGCCAGUGAAGAGCAUUUAAAGACUCUAAUACAACAGCUUCAGUUGAUGGGAGAGGUAAUCUACUUGGAGACAGAUUCUGAGCAAGAUCUGGUGAUAUUGUCCCCCAAAUGGCUGUGUCACGAUGUCAUUGGUGGUUUACUGUCACAUGACCGUAUUGUGCACACACGCCCAACAGGUUGCUACACAGUGGAUGACUUCCAGAUGAUGUUUCCGGAGGCAGAUGCCUUGGAUCUGCUACAAGUCCUGCAGGCUGUGGAGAUGUGUGUGCAGUGUGAAAAUGAUGGGGACAUAGAGUAUGAAUUCCCAUGCUUGAACUUUGUGGAGACUUUGCGAGGACUCUGGGAAAGUGAUUCUACGCUGACGAGUUAUGGAGGUGUCCGUUUGCAGAGUGAGGUCCCAAUGCAGCUGAAGCAUAUAUUUCCUAAAGUUCAGGUCCAGUUAAGAAGGAGCAUCCAAAGUGAGAACCAAGACCCAGACAAUGACUUGUACCAGUGGUACCAUGGCUCAAAAUUCUGUUGCGGACUUAUGGAGGGAAUGAUAACCCUAGAAGACUUCGAUGCUAUAGAUAUUAAAGUACGUGGGCCGUCUGAUUCUGGGAGCACAUUAUACUAUUUCCUGGAUGACCUUGUGUCCCUAGUGGAGCAAGUGUUCAUAGAUGCAUGCCCAGGGUUGUUCAUUGAAAGACAGCUUCUGAGUUCCGCCCAGCUCCAGAGGCAUUCUCUUCCUGUGCACGCGUACUCCAACACAGUGCUGCUGAAACAGCAAUUGCUGGGCGAGCUAGAAGUGACAUACAAUGGCACCAAGGAAAGGUUCUUUGAUGUUUUGUGCCUUCAUUCAGAGGAGGUUGAGGCAUCGUUAACACUGGGCAUAGACUUGCAUGUAUCUGCACUGUCACUGCACACACGGAGACACCUUAGUUCACUCCUAGAUAUUCACGACCACAUGGGGAGAGACUGGUGUUUGCUAGCAGUGAACAUGGGGAUGACAGAUGCCUUGCCAAGACUGGAUUCCUCUCAGGAUGAAUCUGAGAGCAAGACGGACAAAGUGUUGCAGAAAUGGAGCAAAGAGGCUGGCAGUACGAUUGGACAGCUGAUUCUCAAGCUACAAGAACUUGGCAGGCAGGAUGCUGUGGAUGUCCUACUGUAUACUGCCCCUGCAUAUAGAGUGUCCCCCCUGGAAGAGCAGAGUCAAGAUGGCCUAGAAGGUGCUGGAACCCAGGGGUAUAACUCUACUAACACUGUGUCAGACCUUUCCAGGUAGUUAUUUUUUCAAUAGACACAGCUUUCAAACAGUGGUGCCCCCUGAUUCAAGUUCUCAGGAGGAUUAGUAAUUUAAUUCCAGAGCAUAAUGUCUUCAAAUUAGAUGUAUUUAUUGUUAUUUGUGAUACCAUACACUUAACUGAAAUGAACAGAGCAAGAAAGGGGUUAGGGGCAUUCUCAAACAUAUUAUUGUUGCUUUUGUGUAGCCAAUUUAGGAGGAACCAUUCAUCUUGUAGUCUUAGUCUUUCAAUUGACUUAGAUCAAAGCAAUAUAAAAUGUGUUGCCUUUGAACAUUAGCAAGGACAAGGAGACUUUUCACUUGCCCAUGUAUGAAUUUAAAACAAAGAGAUUAAUUUUGUUUCAUAUCUCGUAGUAGAUGAAAUAAAGCCAAUGCCUGUUGUCUGAAACUCAAAGGAUAAAUUUAGAUCAGAGUAUCAAUUAGCUAGUGAAUGGUUAUCGUUGGGUAAAUAUAGUUAUUAUCUUGGGUAAAUUGGUUUUGUGUUAUCUAUAACUGAAUCAAAGCUAAUCUUUAUGCACUAGAUAUUUCACAGAAAAUUUAGCAAUGCUUUUUUGCACUUUAGGGUUAAUUAGUUAUUUGAAGGAACCAUUUUUCUCUCCGAAAAAUGUAAUUAAGCUGUAAGGCUGAUGUUAUUGAAUUUGCUUAUGGCCAUUUCCUUCUCUAAUUUAAUUAGCUACAGUAAUUUGGGACUAGAUCAUAAGUGUCAUAAGAAUUGCCAUUGCUUUGUUAUUAAUGCUUACAGUGCUGCCAUGGAUAUAUCUCCAUGAAGCACAUCUAAUUUAAGUCUCUUUUUUUAUUUAUUCUGUUUUUCACCAAUGCAUUUAUAUGAGAGAGAAACAUAAGAGUAUAUAUGUAACCAGGGCCAGAAAAUCAUCAUAUCAAUUUGUACGCUCACUAUUUCACAAGGUUUGGAUUCUAAUAAUGGUUAUUAAUUUCUGAUAGUUACUGUUAUCCACUUUGUUGAAAAGUAGAGCAGGAGAGGCAGGGAGGAAGAAAGGAGUUGAGGAAGGAAAAGAGACAGGCGUUGGAUUAUGUAAAGACUCAAUUGGAAUGUGUUCCAAGAAAAAAAUGCCAAGGUAUUUUUAUCACAUCCUCAAUUAAGCCUUAUCAGCAAAACAAAUUUCAUUAUCUGAAAUGCUGGUUGCAAUAGAUAAAGGGAACUUGGAUGAAUCAAUCUGCAUAGAGUAUCAGAGAUGUAAUAGAAUUGGUUGUUGCCACUUAGCACUGUAUUGUCCAGAUACUUAGGGGACUACUUGGGAGUUUGACAUUCUUUAAACUAGUCACAAAAGAAAGGGUAUUCUAUUAAAUGUUGUAUUCUACAGUUGUCAGUUUGACUGGCAGUUUUCAGUGUGAUAAGUGAUUCUGAUAUUAUUUAAUGUGCGAGUUAAUAUGAAGUCAGUUGCCAUUCCAUGAUAUUUUAAUUGGUUUUAAAGCCCUAGAUGCCACAGGUAUACAAUUGAUUAUAUUUAUAAAAGGUUUUUGAAUGAUAAAAUGGCGACCUAUUUAUGGAUGCUCAGAAUUUUUCUUUGGCACAAAAUAAAAUUUAAAAGAGACUUUCAUUGA
Molecule: messenger RNA, 6303 nt
Organism: Lingula anatina
Lineage: Eukaryota; Metazoa; Brachiopoda; Lingulata; Lingulida; Lingulidae
Product: death-associated protein kinase 1
Biological process (GO): positive regulation of apoptotic process; intracellular signal transduction; protein phosphorylation
Cellular component (GO): nucleus
Molecular function (GO): protein binding; ATP binding; protein serine/threonine kinase activity
Source: RefSeq, a predicted model, not a curated record